CGUAAAACGAAGGCUAAGAGCCUAACGGAAGUUCUGUGGAGAAAUCGGUAUGCUCCAACCGAUGUUGAUACGGAAGUAGCCGCUUUCCAACGAGAAGUUCGAGGAUUCGCAGAACUAGUAGUGUCCUCGUCUAGUACUAGCGGCUCCUCUGUUCCUCCUGCUGAUGCUACUCACGAAACGGAGCUUUCGCCCCAUAGCCUGUGGGAGUGCGCGGCGUAUAUGGAGGUACUGACGGGACUACGUAAAUGACUACAGCUGUUCGUCUUAUUACUACAGUUGUUCGUUUCGACGUCUUAUUGGACAGGACUUGUACUUGUUUUGAGAGGUUGCGCUUGCAAUUUCGUAGUGACUACGAAGUGCUAGAACUAGUCAUGGACUCAUUUGUUGGUCCAUCGAUCUGUAAAAUUGAAUUAUCUCGUUCUGCUGUCAACAUUAUUUUUCAUAGCCAGGAGAAAACCAUUCGUUAUCGUAGUACUAGAACCAAGACCAACUAGGCAUGGACUUUCUAAUCCUCCUUCUCGACGUGGCCAUCUUACGUGCUGCGAGCGUGGCUUCGAUCAAUUUUCAUGAUGGGUUUUCGAUUUCCCCGGAGAGUGAUCUUCUGCGGAGGCACUGGGACCGGCUGCGUGGUGACUUUCUGGCAGCAGCAGAUGAUAAGGUUAAGGCUUAGAGUAGUUCAUCGUAAGUGGCAUCUUUUGGCCCGCUUUUUAAUUGAGGGGAAACUACACGUGGUGCAAGAUGCUUAAUAGGCUUUUAUUCAAGGUGAAUAUUCAAAGAAGGAAGUCUAAUGAGGCUGUCAGCAAAGAAGGUGCGGAGUUUUUGUGGCGGAGGUGGUUGCAUCCGGACUUGAAGAGGUUUAGAGAUGAGCUACUAGCAAGUGCGAAGCAGGAUGCGAAAAGGCAGAAGAAAAAGCAGGUCGGAGGCUGUGUGCGCAUUCUGGGUGCGGUCGCAGGUUUGUUCAGUCCAGAUUCAUCAACUAAGGCAAACGUGCAGGAAAAUCAUAAGAGGCCAAUUAGUACUAUAAAGAGCGAAAUUAUAAGACCAUCUUCCACCACAAUUAAGGGUUUCUGAAUUACAUCCCUCACUACCAUCCUUGGCUCCUCUUCAAGGGGAAAAUACAAAAUAGGCCAAGGAUGUUCAUCUGAAGAAUGCAAUUCGGCAACCUCUAAGAACACAAGCUCAACAGCACCAUCUUCGUCAACACAGUGCCUUUUUGAUCGUUAUGUAACGCCUGCUCGCAUCCGGGAUUUCGUUCUACGUUCGGCUGUACCGGAACCACUUAUCCCAACAUGCAUACUAGACGAGGUAGAUGAGGAGAAGGACAUUGGAAGAAGCGCAGAGCAAAUAGUUUCGACCACUACAUCACUAUCUGAAAAAGCUGACAUCUACUACGAAUCACUAUCUGAGGAAACUACUGAAGACAUCUACGAAUCCGUGUUACUAGAAGAAGCCCAUUCUGCCUUUGCCAUCGAAGCACGAUUCACUGAGGACGUGCGCAGAGCUGAACGUUCUGUAAUCAAAGUCCUAGGUGCUCUGGAAUUAAGGCCUCCAGAAAUUAUGAUCCAUCUUCGGAAGCAUCCUGCGACUGUUUUGAAAGGGAAAAAGGUUCCAGGGAGGAUGCUGCUCAAGGUGAAGCUGUGCAAGGUCUAACGGAAGGAGGACUAGCCUUGGAUCCUUUCGGCGAAUUGCAAGUAGUGGGCUGUGCAGAUCCAUGUGAGGGAGCCCGUUUCGCCCAACAAGUCCUGAUACGCGCACGUGAGAGCUUGUUGGCAGUGCGAAGAGGAUUUGUCUACCCCAUUAUGCUUUGGAACAAAAAAUAGUGGUUCGAGAUAUUUAUAAGUAUGUUCGUUGCUCCUGUCUUCAUUCAUAGCCCGGCUGAGUUUGAUAUUUCAAACACUUGGGAUGCGAGCAGUGCAGCGAAGGCAAGAACGAUAUCUGCGGUGUCUGCAUCGGGCCGAAAUGAAGGAUCCGUUGUUUGCGACAAAAGAAGGGACAAGUUCUCAGCUACAGCUAUCCAGCAUAUACGAAUAUGAGCGCGCCCUGUGGCCAAUCGUAGCUGAAUUCCUAGCACCAGACUCGCUUUUAGCGUUCCUGCCAUCAGAGAAGAUAGCGAGGCGAUUUCUGCAGACGGACAGCAAGUUUGGAGAAAAAUGGUUCACUAAAGCAGCACAGAAAAUGCUACAGCGCAGUCUAGAUAGUGGAGUUAGCAGGUCGAGUACAGCGCAAACGUCGAAGCUGCAAAAGCAACUAGUGAACUUCGCGCUUGGAGAAUUACGUCGUAUUCGCAACCACUUGAUUCACAGUUCGGAGGUAAGUCUAAAGUCCACUCUUACGGAGAUGGGUGAGAAAAAUAGCAAAGCCAAAGAAGAAAGUAGAAGUACAGAAACUUCUACAACUUCUAGGCCCAUUCUUGGUCAUCAAGGUCAAGAACAAGACAAGAGUGUGAAGAUAGAGGUUUUGGGCAUCCUUCGCGAAGUUCUUUUACGUCGUAUACUAGUGCCAGCGGCACAAAAUUUUGGAUUAGUGACUGGCAUCUUUGAUCCUCAAUCUGGGGACUAUGCGCUGAGACACAAGUUCACAGAUUGUCCCAGACUGCUGCUGCAGGAGGCAUUGGGAAAAAGCGGCUAUGCUGUGGUGAAAAGACGAGAUGGAACCUCAACUACUAGUACUGAUCAUGGGGCGUCGUUGCUUGGGGAGGACGGCACCGAGACAGACGAAGUGGAAAAUGAGUAUGGCGAUGUACUGUGUUGGAAGAAAUGAUCUACUUAGCUCUGACGAUAUAAUUCAUGAACAAGUUGUUCACAAAUUCAAUCAAACAGUGGGUUUUUGGAAACAAUUCAAGCUAUAGCUGAACAUCACCACUUUUUUUCAGUCAGCAAAGGUCCGCGUAUUAAUUAUAAGUACUCCCAAACCUUAUUUGCCUCUCCACCCUUCAUACACCCCCAACCCUACGGGCUCAACUGGAGUGCUGCAGAGAACUGAGUGGAUCCUUACGCCGCCAUAUGAUGUGGAACCUGGCCUUGCGAGGCGACGCCCAUUUCGAAACCACUGUCCUAGGGGCUUACUCCCCAUUGCCGAUGGAGGUGGUGCGGAAGGGGAAAGAUGCUGGAGCUGGUUAUCAAGAAGCAGGGCUGAAGCGUCGGAAUAAUUAUAACAAACGAGAACAAGAGUUGAAGAUGUUGGAGGUUUUCGAAGAUGGCAUUUUAGACUCGCGUGUGGACACUACAUGGUCUGAGCUUCGCAGUGACUGGGAGACUCGGAGACGCAGUCUCCGCAGACGACGCGUCGCGAAUGAUCUCAUGAUCAACAGUCAUUAUAGUGAAGAUACGAGAAGAUCUUCAUCUGGUAGUUCAAUAUUCAAUUCAGAGGACGAUGGUACUGGUGAUCGCCGCGUACAAGCUCCAGUGGUGGAGUCGCUGUUUACCACGCUUCUAGCGCGUCACAAUGAUACAGUUCGAUUCGCAGCAUCGUCUUGGAACCCACUGUUUGACGGUGGAGUUUUGCCCAAGGAAGCCAACGAGGAUCACGAUUUGCUGUAUCCACUUUUGUUAUGAUCCGCUUUAUACUCACUGUCGUCGAGGUGGGAUUUUCAUCGUCUUGGGUGACUAGAUUGAACCCUCGAUUUGUCCCUGAGGAAGUGAAAGGAUUCAUUGUCUCACAAAAGCACAACUCUCCUGUACAACUAACCUCUAACGCCAUCCGCGAUUAUUUUUCCAUCAAGCCUUGAAUGACAGUGUUCAACUUGGCAAGUACUUCUAAAUACAUCCGCGAUGGUUCUCGCACUACGUGUUAGUUUGGCAAAAGGGCAAAGAAGCUACGCUAUGGACGAGGCUGACACUGACGAAACCCUUGCACGGAAAGUCGAACUCAUAGCAAAUACACUUUCUGCGAAGAAGAGAGCAGUAGGCCAGACAACUGGAGGAAAAGGCAGUGGCGGCAAAGGAGGACCGGGGAAAGGGCAUGUGAUAUCAAGGGGUCAUAGAGAACGGAGCAUGGAAAUGUUUGCAGUUACGGACUAGAAGAAGAACAAAGAAGGUGAAGAAGUAGGUCUAGUAGAAGAUGCUUGAGAUGACAUACUUGCUGGAUAAGUCUACAACAUACAACUUGAGACUGAGAGUAGAAGACAUAUUUUUAUCUUUCUACUUUGUCCUUGUACUCGACCUAUGGUCGUGCCUAUGUAUCUCUAACAAUUGCAAGGGCUCUGAAUUCUCCGACCACGAGCAAGAGACCACAUCAAGCAAUAAAACUUUGUCCAUUGCGCUACUAGAAGCAAGCAAGGUGGAUCAGGGUAAGGACCAACAUGGGAAGAAGAAGAACGAAGGGGACUUGCUGAAGCGUUUAGAUGGUGUUUUUUCGUAUGCCGGUUCCUCAGAGCGCAAUGAGGUAGCUUUAAAAGCCGCUGGCCAGAACAGUCACUUGCGAUACCUGCUUAUGGUCAGUCUUUAUCCGUCCUUGGCUCAGCAGAUUCUUGAAGAUUCUUUUUAUCACGACAGACAAGGGUAACAAAGGGCAAGAGGUCCUCGAGAUGAGACGACCAAGAUGGAUGAAUAAAUGCGGACUCUAACUUGCAUCAUUCUCUACCCAGAUGGAUCACGAUACUAGGCUACGACGUGCGUCCGACUCCGUAUGUGCAUGUGACCCAUCUGCAUCACGUGGAUGGACGCGUUGUAGAGUGGAAGAAUUCGACGCAUCUAGUGGAACAAAGUGGAGGAAAUAGAGGACGCAGACGCUUUGGCGCGAACGUGAUGAAGCACUUUAUCGGGAAGAGCGUGAAAACAGCUUCCGAUCUGGAAGUUCGAUUGGCCACUGCGCGACUAUAUGAUCUACAAAGCAGUGCCAGCGGACGGAAAAAGACACCAAAUGAUCAACCUCCUUCCAUAGCUCCAACAUCUUCUUCAUCUCUAGGAACCCUACGAACUGGUACUGUCGGAGAUCAUGGCACGUAUGGAAUUCCUCCGUUUAUCUUUAGUGUAAACCGACUCGCAGAAUCUAUGCGGACUGCGAGAGCCAUCCAAGGCAACACUGGCAUUCCUUUUGUCCAGUUUAACGACCGGCAUUGCCUUGACUGGAUACGGAAUCACCCUAUUGCCGAAUUCCCACAAGCUGAAAGCGUUUUCACAACGAGCCUAAGGUAUGGCAGGUUCGUAUAUAUUUAUAUUAAAGUGAUAGAUGAGCUUGGAAAUUCUGCACUAAUUUGACGCGAGGAACAGUUCUGGAGCACGUCAAGCUUCUUCGACAUAGAUGUAAUAUAAGACUUGCAUAAGAGUAGAACCGCCCACUAAAAAGGCGAACCACCAACAAAGCCGACUUUUGCCUCUCUUUCAUACCCCAGUAGGCGCUCACAAAGCCGACUUUUGCCUUCUCUGGGUCCUCUAUACUCGUGGCGGCUUGCAUUUGGACAGUGACGUCUUGCUGUAUCCGAAGUUUCAGGAGUUGGCUCCUUUCGUCUUCGGUGCUCACUACGACUUUGUAGCACUCACUGGUGCGUCACUAGAAGCAUCUGGCUACGACUUCAUCGACACGGGGUUCAUGGCGAGUCGGCCGGGGACGCAACUUCUCUAUUAUGGUUUCAACUCCUCCAUGUUAGUGUAGUUGUAACUUCUACUUCGUUUUCAGGGGUGUUUUGUGUAGUUUUCAUCUCACCUUUUGUUCAGUGAUAAUUUCGUUUUCAGGGGUGUUUUGUGUAGGUUUCAUCUCACCUCUUGAACAGUGAUUAUAUAUUGGUAGAUCUUCUUUGAUGUGACUUCUGAAUGCUGAGAGAGAUGAGAACCCCUCACUCUUUCUGACUAUACUAGCGAAUUAUCUUAGAAGCACCCUUCAUCGCUACGAUGGCAUCGCACAUAUCUACCGCCUGCGCGACCGAGACGAGCUCUGGUCGCCAGUAUCUUCUACCACCUACUGGUCAACCUGCUGGCUGCUAGGGUCCUUGAUGCGAAAGUACUAUGCGACGACUAGCGCUAGCGCAAGUCCCGGUGGUCUACUAGAUGAUACUUCAUUGGCAGCUAAUUAUAGUAGUAGUACACCAGUAGACCAAGUUCAAACGAACGGUGGCCGUGCACUGCGCAUUAUGCCAGCACAUAUGGAAUUUUUUAGCUUCUAAAAUGGAGCACUGGAGCUCUGAAGAUUUCGGGUAGUACUCGAAUUUGUGAUUGUCGAUACUCCAUCCACUCGAAGACUGCUACUAUUUCAUCUCACUAUAACGCAUCAUGGACGCACCUUCACAAGAAGGCUCUGGUUGAUUUCAAUAAUUGCUCUGAUCAAAAAUUGCUCCUACAGUUACACUUUGUCAUAAUCACUUACAUCGGCGCCUACAACGGCUCCAGUGAUUAUCAUGUAACAUUGUUCUUAUGAUAGAUUCAUGUUUGCAGCACAGCUAUUGAGACUGAAUGCAUGGCGCUUCUCGCUUCCCCGCCAGUGCUUGGGGGAAAAAUUU
Messenger RNA from Amoebophrya sp. A25, 6433 nucleotides. NCBI's taxonomy places the organism in Eukaryota, Dinophyceae, Syndiniales, Amoebophryaceae. The record is from the annotation of a GenBank genome assembly.